AUGCUGCGUGUGACGCUCCUCGCCCUGGGCUGCUGUGCUGGCCAUGCAGUUCGGUCGGCGAGCAACAUGACGGAGGCUUCGGAAGGGCUGGAGGAUCGAGUGCGAAAGCUCCUUUGCAACUACGGCUUUGCCUACGACUUGCCAGAAGAGCUCGGGCACGCCCCGUUGCCCCAUCCGUGCUGCGAAGAGAGCAAGUGCGCUGCCAUCAACAGGAGUCCAAACUGCACAGUGCAGUGUCGCGUGGGCUUCCGGCCACCGCCAGAGGGUAUUGGUGUUGAGAUGUUCCUGCCGAGGGAGUGUGCGGAGCCCUUUGUUGCCCGCAAGCCGUACUACAAGCCGAACCGCUAUAAGCCCUUCGACGUCCACUUCGGCGAGCCCAACGAGAAGGUGAAGGCCUUUCAAGGGAGGCGCUUGGACAUCAGUGACGGAGACGGCCCUGGGGCUCUGGUGGUGACCUGCUGA
Molecule: messenger RNA, 462 nt
Organism: Symbiodinium natans
Lineage: Eukaryota; Dinophyceae; Suessiales; Symbiodiniaceae
Source: the annotation of a GenBank genome assembly